Aspergillus terreus NIH2624 is the source of this 1542-nucleotide messenger RNA. RefSeq names its product glycosyltransferase family 20 protein. The record is from RefSeq and is a predicted model, not a curated record. The transcript is spliced from 5 exons. Gene Ontology annotation, biological process: trehalose biosynthetic process; cellular response to heat. Gene Ontology annotation, cellular component: cytosol; alpha,alpha-trehalose-phosphate synthase complex (UDP-forming). Gene Ontology annotation, molecular function: alpha,alpha-trehalose-phosphate synthase (UDP-forming) activity. Lineage: Eukaryota; Fungi; Ascomycota; Eurotiomycetes; Eurotiales; Aspergillaceae. Bases 1 to 1542 code for a protein of 513 amino acids.
AUGCCGUCCCUCGAAAGUCCCAUCAAAAAUGAUGCGAGACUGCUUCUCGUCUCCAACCGCUUGCCCAUCACCAUCAAGCGGUCCGAAGAUGGCAAAUAUGACUUUUCCAUGUCUUCCGGAGGCCUAGUCAGUGGUCUCAGUGGAUUGUCCAAGUCUACGACAUUCCAAUGGUACGGCUGGCCUGGUCUGGAAGUUCCCGAAGAGGAAAUUCCGAUCGUCAAACGCCGCCUGAAGGACGAAUAUAAUGCGAUCCCCGUGUUCAUCGACGAUGAACUUGCGGAUCGUCACUACAAUGGGUUCUCGAAUUCAAUCCUCUGGCCGCUAUUCCAUUACCACCCUGGCGAAAUCACCUUCGACGAAGCUGCAUGGGAAGCAUACAAGGAGGCAAAUCGCCUUUUCGCCAAAGCCGUUGCGAAGGAGGUGCGCGAUGGAGAUCUGAUCUGGGUCCAUGACUACCAUCUGAUGCUCCUUCCCGAAAUGCUUCGUGAGGAGAUUGGCGACACCAAGGAAAAUGUGAAGAUCGGCUUCUUCCUGCACACGCCCUUCCCCAGUAGCGAAAUCUACCGAAUCCUCCCCGUCCGAAAUGAGCUACUCCUCGGGGUUCUCCAUUGUGACCUCAUCGGCUUCCACACCUACGACUAUACGAGACAUUUCCUGAGUGCUUGCUCCCGGCUAUUAGGACUGGCCACGACGCCCAAUGGAAUUGAGUUCCAGGGCAAAAUUAUUGCCUGCGGGGCCUUCCCCAUUGGCAUCGACCCGGAGAAGUUCCAGGAGGGCCUCAAAAAGGAAAAGGUCCAGAAGCGAAUCGCAAUGCUGGAGCAGAAAUUCCAGGGCGUAAAGCUCAUGGUAGGUGUAGACCGCCUCGAUUAUAUCAAGGGUGUACCGCAGAAGCUGCACGCCCUUGAGGUCUUCCUCUCGGACCAUCCCGAGUGGGUUGGGAAAGUUGUGUUGGUGCAGGUGGCUGUCCCCAGUCGGCAAGACGUCGAGGAAUACCAGAACUUGAGGGCCGUCGUCAACGAAUUGGUUGGCAGGAUCAACGGAAAAUUUGGUACUGUGGAGUUCAUGCCCAUCCAUUUCUUGCACAAAUCAGUCAACUUUGACGAGUUGAUCGCUUUGUACGCUGUGUCGGAUGCCUGCAUUGUCUCCUCAACCCGCGAUGGAAUGAACCUUGUCGCAUACGAAUAUAUUGCGGCGCAGCAAAAGCGGCACGGUGUCUUGGUGCUCUCCGAAUUUGCCGGCGCGGCGCAGAGUCUGAACGGCAGUAUCAUCAUCAAUCCUUGGAAUACCGAAGAGCUCGCUGCCGCCUACCAGGAGGCGGUCACCAUGAGUGACGAGCAAAGAGCCCUGAAUUUCUCGAAGCUGGAUAAAUAUGUCAGCAAAUAUACCAGCGCUUUCUGGGGUCAGUCUUUCGUUACUGAGUUGACCCGGAUAUCGGCUCAUUCGGCGGAGAAAUUCCACUCCAAAAAGGCUUCUGUCGUUGGCAAUGCUGACGUAGUUAACGGCGCGAGUGUCUCCGAUGAAGGCAAUCUGAUUCCUCAGUGA